Messenger RNA from Anisakis simplex (herring worm), 2190 nucleotides. The record is from the annotation of a GenBank genome assembly. NCBI's taxonomy places the organism in Eukaryota, Metazoa, Nematoda, Chromadorea, Rhabditida, Anisakidae.
AUGAGGGGAGAUACUGCAAUCAAUUUUCCGACAUCGUUGAGUGCUGAAGAGAAGCAUUUGAAGGAGAUGUUCGAUAAGUUCAAAACCAUUCGAAAGACCGUAGCAGCCGCAUUACGAGGAAGCGCAAGUGCAAGCAGUGGAGAUGCGUCGAAGAAUGAACGUAACAAUGCCAAACGAAGCAUUCAACAAGCUGAAGAGGUGACUGAAGAAGUGAAACGAAAAGUAAUGUCGGGAGCGAUUAAUUUAAAGAAAGCGGACGAGAAGAGUACUUUCAAACGCACAAAAGUUGUUCCGAAACGAAGAGCAAGUGAAUCGAAUAAAUUGAGACUGGAUACGUCAGAUACGGGCAACAGCAGUGGAAAUGAGCUCUUAUCACCAACUGGAUUAUCGCUCUCGUCGCCACCUCUUUCAGGAUCAUCACCAUUCGAUCAGCGUGAUCAGCUAACACCACAAGUGAACAAGGUGGCAGGUCCAACGUUGUACGUACGAGGUUUCGAUUUAGUCGGCGACUCACUACAAAAGGCUUUCGAGAAGCAUGGAACAAUAACGCGUGUUUUUGUUGAAGAACGGAAAAGAAGUGCUUUCAUAACAUUCUCAACUACAGAAGAAGCUGAAGUUGCAUUGAAGGAUAUGGAUGGUUACAUGCUUAAUGGUAUAACACUACAUGUUUCAUUUGCACGUCGUCAAAAUCAGACGACACGUAUUGCUGGUGGUCCAGGUGCCGUGGAUCACGUAGUAACGGGCAGUCGGGGAGGGCAGGGCAUGGGUCGCGGUGGUGGGCAUAACUUCGGACGUGGUUUCUUUCGGGGUCGACGAUUCACUUGUGAUCAGCAGCCACUAGGCUUGUUCGGUAACGUUGGUCAUCAUCAUUCACGUCGUUCCGAGCAGUUCACUGAAAGUGGCAAUAAACAACCGAUAGAACUUAUCGCACAAGAUGGUAAUUUGGAUGGCGACAAUGCGAAGAGUGCGAAGAAAUCAUUCGAUUCUUCUACUCGAUCGCCUUCUAAAGAUGACGGUGGAAAUCGCUCGUCGAGAUCGCCAAGCCAGGACCAAGAACCUGCAGAUGCAACGACGAAGCCGAAGCAUAGAAGCAGACCAUAUCAGUCUACAGAUUCAGCUUUGAGUACAGGUAGCCACCAAAAUACUCCAAAUGAUGGGCCAUUGGGCGCCGGUCCAGCUCAUAGACAAACAGCAGUGUCUACUGGCGGCCAUAGCGGGAAACCGAUGGCGAGAGGUGGUCGAGGCUCGCGAAGAUUCGGUGCUGGCGCCCUUCGUGGAGGACGCGGCCGAGGAGCCACGGUCGGAGGAGCUGGCUCUGGAGCACCUCUACCAAAUUUGGCGCCGUGGCAGAAACGUCCGUCACAACAGUCACGAUCGCCGAGCGUUGAUCGGCGCUCUUCCAGAUCGCGAAGUGGCGGCUCACGCCGAUCAUCGAGAUCACCAAGUAGCGCGGAAGAAGGCGAAACGAAGGACGAUGAAGAUGAUACGAAGCCACCUCGGCCGAAACGACGCGCCAAAUCGCUUAACGAAGCGACGACAGCGGGAGGGAAGUUCACUCAGAAAAAUGCGAAUCCAAGCCAAAAAUCUCCACAACACGGUUCUGCCAAAGCAGUGAAAACGAAUGCGUCAAGAUGUUCACCAGGUUCAGAUCGUUCAUCCAGAUCUGCAAGCGAAGGCGAAUCACAACUUCCAGAAUCCGAUCAACAGCAGAAAUCUAAGCAACAAAAUCCGCAAAAGUUAUCGGUUGAUACUGAUGGAUUCGGAGGUUGCCAAGAGAGAUUCCAAAGUCAGAAUUCAACUAAUAUGCGUCGUUUUGGUGGUCGGGGAGUACGAGCUGGUGCGUCGAUGAUGAAAGGAGACCGUGGACGAGGUGCGGCGGGACCAAGUGUUGCUGCGAGAGGAAGAAGACAUUUUGGAAUUCAUGAUGCGAAUCAGUCUGGUAACCCAACACCGUAUGGCUCCACUAAAACGGGAAGUGAUCAAUUGGAACAAAUUUCUCCAGAUUCAGUCGGGUCGUUUCGUCGUGGGUUAUCAACGGAUCAGACACCCAAAAGCCACGAUUCUCGCGGUCAUCCAACGAAAGGAAUUGACGAAAUUGGAUCACCUCCUGGCUAUACAAAAACACCGUCAGCUUUGCUCGCUUGGAGUCAAGCGGGUAUGUUUUUCUGUCCUAUUUCGAUUUCAGCUUAG